Asparagus officinalis (garden asparagus) is the source of this 1036-nucleotide messenger RNA. RefSeq names its product coatomer subunit zeta-2-like. Lineage: Eukaryota; Viridiplantae; Streptophyta; Magnoliopsida; Asparagales; Asparagaceae. Bases 192 to 725 code for a protein of 177 amino acids. The record is from RefSeq and is a predicted model, not a curated record. Gene Ontology annotation, biological process: intracellular protein transport; retrograde vesicle-mediated transport, Golgi to endoplasmic reticulum; intra-Golgi vesicle-mediated transport. Gene Ontology annotation, cellular component: COPI vesicle coat. The transcript is spliced from 7 exons.
UACAUCCAACAGCCCCUUUCUUAGAGGUCGGUUACUUAAAUGAUAUCUACUCUCUCUUUCAUCGUCUCCCGUCGAUUCUCUAGAGGUUCAGCUCAACUCAAUCCGAGAAUCAAGAUCGCCUUUUUUCUAAUCGACCAGCCCCAUUUUCUCUAGAUCUCACCCGUCGCUUGUGCCAGAUCUACGAAAUUUUCAUGGGUUCUUCUCCUUCUGUGAAGAACAUUCUUCUACUGGAUUCUGAAGGAAAGCGUGUGGCUGUUAAAUAUUUCUCAGAUGACUGGCCCACUCAUAGUGCAAAGUUGGGAUUCGAGAGAUCUGUGUUUAUUAAAACCCUGAAGACCAAUGCUCGUUCAGAAGCCGAGAUUGCAAUGUUCGAUGGAUACAUUGUAGUCUAUAAAUUUGUCCAGGACCUGCACUUUUUUGUCACUGCCGGAGAUGAUGAAAAUGAACUCAUCUUAGCAACAGUGCUUCAAGGCUUCUAUGAUGCUGUUGUUAAUCUCCUCAGGAAUGACGUGGAAAAGAGGACUGCUCUGGAGAACUUGGACCUGAUUCUACUUUGCAUUGAUGAAAUUGUUGACGGAGGGAUCAUCUUGGAAACCGAUGGGAGUGCCAUUGCUGGAAAGGUUGCAACUAAUGCUGCUGAUAGUUCUGUGGUCUUCUCUGAGCAGAACAUUUCUCAAGCAUUGGCUACAGCAAGGGAACACUUUACAAGAUCUUUCCUGCAAUGAUUUUGUAGUGACAUUCUGGUUUUGCUUACCUUGGAUUCCAACAAUGGCAUUCUUCUCAUCUUUGCCAUUCAUUUUGAGUAUUGAUUAUGAGUCUGAUACGUUUUCUUUUGUUGGAUCAGUUGUAACUUUUUUCUUAUUCAAACUAUUGUAUCUGGCUUAGAUUAAUAAAGGGGAUAUAAUUAUAUUGCGAGUCAGAUGGUUAGUUGGACAUAUGGUGAUUUGUGCGAAUCCUCGGCAGAAAUUCAAUAGGAUUAUGAAACAUUGUUAUCAAAUGGUGAUAUUGAUGAAGGGAUGCCCUACUUUUACAGAAA